AUGUCUUUUCAUGAUCAGAUCGACCCUUUUUCUACGGUUGUUAUCGAGAAGCUUCCCGCUUUCCAGGUCGACUCCGGCGAGGCAUGGGAAGGAUUCAAGUUCAACAACAACCUCGAAGGUGGACUCUUUCGGUUGAAUGAUGUCGACAGCAAGCAUCUACCUGAUAUCACGCCCUCCGUCUUUCAUCUGGACCUGCAGCAGAUCCCACUACCAGAUCUAUCCAGUCCUUCUUCCAGCUCAUCUUCCGAAUCAGGGCAGGAAACGCAACAGACGGAGAGUGGGCAGGGUAUCGAUGAAGAGAUUCUCGAUUUCUGGAGCCUGCCUGAUAUUACACAACGACCACCGAAAAAUCGACUCAUAGGCUGGGACAGUUUCUUGGACAUAGGCCACGUCGAAUCUCCUACUCCAUACCUCAGCGAAGCGGAUCCCCAAGUCUUCAGCGCGAUCCUGCGGUCAUCUGACCAAGGCCUGCCACUGAAGUCUAUCACGACAGACGCCUUGCUUCAUGCGGCAUUCGAGCUUGGGAUGGGGAGGAGCUCUGCGCUUUUCAAAUGGAAUGAAGAGGAGGGCAAGUUCGCCCGUCAGUGGGGGAAUAUCGCUGCCCGCGGCUACAGUGCACGUCUUGUUGGAGAUUUAUUUGAAGAGUUUUUGAAGAUUGGUACAUACACAAGGAUUCUUACGAAGUGCUUUGAUUGUCUGGACAACCAUACACAACAGUUGGCACCAUCGAGAAUAGCAUUCCUGGCUGCCUCGAGGUCCGUCUUGUAUUCAAUCCAAGAACACCUGGAGUCCUUCAGACCAGAGAUCGUAUCUCUACUCCAGUUGAAAUGCACCAUGAGCAGGGCUGAUGCUUUAGUGACAACCCUGAAGGGAUUUGUGGAUUCGAUACAAAACUGCCAAACCGACCCAGUGAUUGUAUCGGCCUUGAUGCAGCAAGCAGCGAAUGCAUCUUUGAGGCAUCCAGGAAUGGAUGGAGUGUUACAACACAUAAUGUCGAGGACUUUACGGCCACUGAUAACGAGACUACUCAGCACAGUUGGCUUGAGUCGCGCUCCAACGAAUGCCCAAGAGGGGCAGUCCCUGGACGACGAUCCGGAGGCCGAGACCUAUUGGACACCUAUUCUUCCCCCCGACCUCUGUGAGACCGUUGCGGAAACAAGGCAGAGCCUCCGAAUACUACAAUCCAAUGCUCUAGACUGGUCGCUGUCUACCUUUGUGUAUGGUCCCUCAUCUUUCGCCUCAAAUCUAGAACUCGGGUGUACAUUUGACGAGAUAUGCGAGUUGCAGGCCGGGGCUGUUGCAUAUGAAGCUGCAAUGAAGAAGUCUCGCACCUUGGGGAGUUCACCAGAUCCCACGAGCGUGCCCUGCCAUCCCAUUGCUGCAACAUUGGAGACGAAGGCGCAGGAGGAAGAUAUCAGCCGGCCCCAUUCGGGCGAUCCAUUCCACCUCGCAACGAAACUAUUCGAUGAACAUGUUCCUAUCCUUAAUCUCGACAAAGCUGACACAUUGCAUGACGGAGUCAAUGAAUAUCUCGACAGAUCCAAGACAGAAGUAUCGCCUUUCCAGCUAGACUACAUGGACGCGGUGACUUUGUCUAUCACACCCCUUGUCUCAGCGCAACACCGGUUGCUGUCUUACUCCGUACUACGACUCCUCUUUCAGGAUCACAAGCUUUUGGCCCACUUGAGGCUGCAACGUGGUUUCCAGUUACUCGGAGAUGGCUUCUUCUCCUCGCGCUUGAGCAUGGCUCUAUUCGAUUCCGACCAGAACAGCAGCGAAGGUCACAGACGGACGGGGACUUCUACCGGCCUUCGUCUCCAGGCUCGAGAUACUUGGCCACCUGCAAGCUCCGAGCUCAGGCUUGUGCUCAUGGGGAGCUUGUCCGACAGUCUUGCCAGUUCCACGGAACGCUUUCUAAUGGAGAAUCUUUCUUUUGCAAUCCGGGACAUGCCAGUUGACGAACUGGAGAAGUGCCGCGACGUCAAUUCAAUCCACGCACUUGACUUCCUUCGUCUCGAGUACAAACCACCGAGCGAGGUACUUGAGACAGUGCUCACUCCGGAGAUAUUGGACAAGUAUGAUCGCAUCUUUCAGCACUUGUUGCGUGUCUCGCGCGUGCACAGCGUGACUCAAUCUCUGUUGAGGCAAAAUUUCGACGGUCAAUUGACCAAGCCUGGUACGCUUCUGCACCAGAAAGUCAUAGUUCAGAUGCACCAUUUUACCUCUACUUGGGCAGACUACUGCCAUAAUAUCGCGAUCGCAGGAUGUUGGAAGAAGUUUGAAGACAUCUUGCACGACGUCGACAAACAUAUCACCAACAAUGAUUAUGAUCGUACGUUGCAACUGGUCAAGAGUCAGGACUAUCUUCGCGCCUUGCACGAGAGGACGCUAGACAAAAUUCUCCAUGCCUUGUUGCUCAAACGCAAACAAUCCGGUGCUAGAGAGGUCUUGGAAGAUGUAUUUACGUUGAUCCUUCGAUUUGCGGCAGCAAGAAAGUCCAGUCCCGACAGGCAGACAUCGGAGAAGGCUACCAGCUCCAACGAAACAAUAACGAAUAAUGAAGUUCACGAGACCACGACGAAAAACAUUGCGAAGGAGUUUGGAGGGAAAGUUACGCGCUUUAUACAUGCCGUGCAGGCUCAACGUGUUUCAAAGCACGCGUCCCGACCGCAGCGGAAUGGUGCGAAUGCUACUACUGCGUCCAACGAAUCUGCUGAGGACGAGGAUGGCGACGACGACAAGAGUAUGUUGUUCGAUUGUUUGCUUCUCAGGCUGGAUAUGUUCGGCUACUGGAGCCAUGACGAUCGCCAGAACAGCGCUAUGCAUAUGAUGGAACGAGGGUGA
Molecule: messenger RNA, 2844 nt
Organism: Capronia coronata CBS 617.96
Lineage: Eukaryota; Fungi; Ascomycota; Eurotiomycetes; Chaetothyriales; Herpotrichiellaceae
Exons: 1
Coding region: 1-2844 (947 amino acids)
Biological process (GO): microtubule nucleation; meiotic cell cycle; spindle assembly
Cellular component (GO): gamma-tubulin complex; spindle pole; centrosome
Molecular function (GO): gamma-tubulin binding; microtubule minus-end binding
Source: RefSeq, a predicted model, not a curated record